Messenger RNA from Linnemannia hyalina, 5652 nucleotides. The record is from the annotation of a GenBank genome assembly. NCBI's taxonomy places the organism in Eukaryota, Fungi, Mortierellomycota, Mortierellomycetes, Mortierellales, Mortierellaceae.
AUGGCGGAACCCAAGAUCGAGGAGGUUGAUGUCGACUUUACUCUCUGCACUGACAUCGCCUUCAAACAACUCAAGAACUCUGUCGAGCUCACUCUCAGUGACCGAUUGCCUGACGAGAUUGCCGCCAACGGCAGCAUUUUUGUCGUCUCCAACACAUACGGAUAUUUUAUCGCCGGACAGAAUGAGGGAUUUCUUAUUGAUAAGCUGUCAUCUCUGAGAUCGGCCUUUGAGAAUGGCGAAGUGAGCGCCUCCAACGACUACAACGAGGCAGCCAGAGUAGAAAUCUCAGGAGAAACUAUCAGUCAUAUCAGACUUUCGGCAGAUGAACUGACGGUCAUCGUUGGAUUGAGAGGUGGCCUGAUUCAUUUGUACAGCGUCACCAAGCUUCUCGCCAAGGCCAAAGGAGCCAAGCCCGUCGCCCUUCUGGAUCUUGGCAGCGAGAUUCUGGACAUCCGCCCUAAUCCAGCAAUAGACCAAAACAGACUGAUUGCAGUAUUGCUUGACAACAGGACCAUCAGGAUGAUAAAUAUGGAGGACGGCUCUACUACUGUAAUACUCGACAAGCACAAGUACACGGCAAUGGCAUGGUCAAGCAAAGGAAAGCAGAUCAUGUGCGGAACCGAGAAUGGACUUACUACUAUUGCGUGGCUCGAAACAGCAGUGUUCAUUGUCGUCUACACCGAACAGCCAGAGGACGAUGGCACACCCUCCUUCAUAUCCGACUUUUGUGUGAUCUCGAAAGUGGACAAGACAAAACCAACAAAGUUUACCAGAUACAGAGAACUUUGCUACCCGAUGCCCAACGAUAUCUGCGGAGUCAACUACUACGUAUCCUCCUCGUUGAAAAAUCUGAGCAAGAACUACAAGGAGUUCAUGGUGGCGGGAUAUUCAGCCUCGACAGAUAUUGCAACUAUUGCGAGAGGUCAAGAUGGCGAAUGGAUGUUACUCGAUUUACCAGAGGUUGAUAGACCUAUGGUUACCGGCUCGGAUCCGUGCAUGUUGGGAAUGGCAAUUGAUUUGACUGCGACCAAGCCCUUGGAACCUCUCGAAGAAGAGGGACCUGAGGUGCCCGCUGCCCCAAUUUUAUACGUCUACAACAACCAUGGCCAGCUUUCAGCAUACAACAUAUUGGAGCUCCCUAUUGCCAAGCAGGGUCUCCCUAAUGGAGCGAUGGUGCAGCCAAAGGCUCUUCCACAAACAUCCUCGUCAACCAAGGCGACACCGGCUGCCAAGGCAAACCCAGUACCCAAGACAGCGCCAAAGGCGGCUUCGGCAACGCCUUCAGUGGCAAGAGUCGCUGCACCGACGCCCAAGGUUUCGUUUGGCGCACCAGCGUCUGCAUUCGGCUCGUCACCUUCGUCCCCAAGUGCAACGUUCAGAUCUUUCGCUCCCAACCCCGUUGUCAACCCCAACCCAGCCUUCCAACAAAAUACAGCUGCUCCCCCAAAGCCACUCGGCACUAUGCAGAAGAUUCUUCAAGAGAACGACCCACCACUUCGAAUCGUCCGCAAGAAGAGUGUUGCAGACGCACCCUCUGCUCCUGCGCCCAAAGUGAGCCCCGCUAUGGAUGCACUAUCAAGGCAGCUCGAGAACACCUACCUUGCGAUGACAGAGGAGCUCAAAACAUUGCAUAGCCACGUCAGGGACACCGAGGAGCUCGUCAAGGCUCGAGAGCAUGUAUUUGGAGAGCUGGAUCAGUUCAUGUUGGUCACCGAAAAGCGCAUCAAGGCUGCAGAAAAAACAAAGGUCCUGGCAGAGAGUGUCUCGAAGGACUUUGCCAGCCUUCAGACGGAUCUCGUCAAAGAGGAGAUUGGGAAACUGCUCAAAGCUCGGGAAGAUCCUAGUUUGCUGGAGAAGGUAUUGACAAGCGAGCUGAAUCCUGUUCAAGCUGCGAUGCAAGACCAAAUGACACGGACUAUUGAGACGAUCGACAGUCGCCUUCGUGACUUGGAGAAACAUGUGGAGGAUAUGAACACCGAGGCAAACAAACUCCGUCAGGGUCAAUACACCGAGUACCAUAAACUGGACUCUAUCCGUCGCACCAUCCGUCACAUUAGCACUGUUCUCAUUUCUCGACAGAGUGAUUUGGACCAGCUCUCAAAUGAUCUCGACAACCUCGCCAUCACAGAGCCCAUCAGCCCUCGGCAUGGCUCGACUUCGAAUGUUUCUGCUAAGGGAUCCGUGACGACACAGAACAAGGACGCUUUCCACCUGAAAUCCUUCUCAUCUAUCUCUGGAAAUCGAUCUACAGAGCAGUCCAAGGCCGCCUUGGCUCGUGAGCUGCGGCGCGUAUUCGCUGCGGACUCUAAAUCCACGGCCAUUUUGAAUGCGCCCAGCUCAACUGCUGCAGGUACUCCCCUUUCUGUGUUGCCAAAGUUGAAGGAGGUAGAGUUCGUCCCUGUCUUUGAGCCACGUCGAUCCGAAAGGAAGAAGCGCCUCGCAGCCACAGUUACUCCACAGCCAGAGGUUCCAGCGACAGCAACUCCUCCACCAUCCGUGCCAGCGUCUGUGCCAGCUUCUGCCACCCCUGUCCAAUCGUUUGGCCAGUCUGGACCUGCAUUGGGAUCACCGACUGCGUCAGCAACCGCCACUGUGGUCUCGACCCUCUCACCAGCGUUUGGGUUCAAAGCAGCCAGCAGUCCUGUUCCUGCGCCAGCUUUCGGAAUCCCUCAAACAUCGUCCCCGUUCGGCUCCACUCCUAUGCCUGCAAAGGCAGCCCCCGGAUUUGACACUCCUUCCUUGCCUAACUUUGGCGCUACACCACCCGCUGCAGCACCCAUGUCCUUCGGAGCUCCAAAGACUCCUACGUUUCCCGGAUUUCAAGUACCCAAGUCUGGGUCAAGCGCUGCUCCCGCGUUCCCCGGGUUCAUUCCUAAGUCCGAACUAAGUGCCGCACCGGUCUUUUCUUCAGCCCCAUCUUUCUCAGCUGCUCCCACAAGUCAGCCAGCAUGGAGCCUUGGCAAGACAAGCACAUCACUUCAAUCUACUGGAUUCGCAGGAUUUCAAGCGCCUUCUUCUGUGGGCACAGCUGCCAAGGUGACCCCAGCUCCAGCUUCUAGCUUUGCCGGACCUGUUCAGCAGGAGGAAGAGGAGGAGGAAUAUGAAGGUGAAGAGGAGCAGGAUGAGCCUCAGGAAGACGACGAGGGAGAGUACGAGGAUGAAGAAGACCGUCAUUACAAUCAAGCACGUUACGAGCACGAUGGACAGGUUUAUGAUCUUGAGGACGAUGGUUCUGAACCCGAGACGUGGGGAUCGGACACCGACCAGCGCGAUUUCGACCAGGGUGAGGAGGAUGAAGAGAACGAAGAAGAGGAAGGUCCGUACGAAGAAGAGGAUGGCGAUGAGAGUGAAGGUGAAGCUACACCCGCGCCAGUGUCGUCUGAAAAGAAGGACCCCACCGCCAAGAGUGCUUGGACAGCUCCAGGUUUCUCCUUCCCAGCCACGGCCCCUGCCACAUCUGCCCCAGCCGCGGACUCUUCCAAGCCCGCCUUCUCAUUCUUCACUGCUGCCGCCAAACAACCCAAGGAUUCUGAGGUGAAGGCUGCCCAUGUGGCGCAGUCACCAUUUGGUACCACAGGCGCCAAUACAUUUGGAUCCACGACGACGUUUGCUUUUGGCGCCCCACAGGCUGCUGCAUCUACACCUGCCCCCGUUUCAGCCUUCGGACAGAAGCAUUCGGCACCAUCUACAGCAGUUCCCAAAUCGACGCCAACUGCAAGGGAGCCAGUGAAGACUCAGGAGAGCGAUGACGAAGAGGAGGACCUGCCAGAUGAGGAACAGGAGGACUCGGACGUAGAGGGUGAGCAGGAUGACGAGCAGGAGGAGUUGGGAAGCGAAGCUGAAGAGGAUGGCGACUUUGAUGAGGAUGGAAGUGAAGUCGAGGAAGAGGAGGAUGCUGAGGACGAUAGCGACAAGGAGUCGGCCCUGACUGCUGUUCAGAGGGAAGGCUCAUUUGCUCCGUCUACGGCAUCUGGUGCCAAGUCUUCGAACUUGGAGUCUUCUGGUCUUGACUUUUCCAAGGCUGGCUUUGGUGGGUCUGUACAGAAGGGAGGCGACACUGCCUCGCCUUUUGCCAAGACCGCCUCAUCAGCAUCCAGCCAGCCCCUCUUUGGCGCAACACCCGCGUUCGGUUCCGCUUCAGAUGCCAAGGCCACACCUGAAAAGAGUCUCGACAUGCCAUUCGUGAAGUUGCCUCGCACAAGGAAGGCGUCCCGUGAUUCAUUGGACUCGAACACGACUGAUGAUGAGGAUCAGGCUGUGCCCGACAGUGAACCUUCUUCGCCCGUCCUGGGUUUCGGAAAGACCUCCAAGGGAACCUCAGGAGGUCUGGACUCUUUCAACCUGUCGUUGGGCAGCGAGCAGGCUAAGACUGACAAGAAGCCAGCUGCGGCUUGGGGCGAGAGCUCCUUUUCGUCUUGGGGAUCUGCCAGUCAAACGUCUGUAGCUCCUCCAACAGGGGCUUGGGGCUCUAGCAGUCUCCAUGGAUCAAGUCAGCCUGCUUCAUCGGCAUCUCCCUUUGCUGCAGUCUCUACCUCUGGCCCUGGUGCCUCGGCCUCGCCGUUUGCAGCUGCAGCUGCAGCUCCUUCGGCGUUGACAUCGACUCCUGCUUCGUCGGCCACUACCACCACCUCUGCCUGGGGCACAGGCGGAGGCUUUGGUCAGACAUCCACUUUGGGAAGUGGGUUCGGAGGCAACACGACAGGAUUCGGUCAGACCUCGCAGGCACCCGCGACCACUGUCUCAGGGUUCGGUCAGGCAUCUCAACCCGGAUCUACAACUGGCUUUGGGCAGGGCUCAACGCUUGGAGCAGGCACAGGAUUUGGACAGACAUCAACCGCUGGAUCGGGCUUCGGACAAACUUCUACUCAUGGAGCUGGUAGUGCUUUCGGACAAGCCUCAACGCUCGGUGCAGGUACAGGAUUCGGACAGGCCUCAACGCUUGGAGCCGGCACUGGAUUCGGACAGACCUCCCAACUCGGCAGUGGCUCUGCUUUCGGCCAAGCCUCUCAAGUGGGUGGUGGUACGGCAUUCGGUCAAAAAUCGCAGAUGGGAGGCGGUUUCGGUCAGACGGCGUUUGGUCAGCCUUCUCAGAUCGCUGCUGGAGCGUUCGGCACACCUGCAGCUUCAGGAAUCGCAUCCGCUUCGACUCAGUCCAACUUUGGAUCGUUUGCUAGCUCUGGUACGAACGCAUUUGCUGCUGCUUCUCAAUCAAAGGUGAACGCGCUUGAUCAGCAGGCAGGAGGAAGCGUUUUUGGAUCUGGUGGUGGAUUUGGUGACAGUAGCACCUCUACAUUCGGAUCUGGAGGUGGAGGAGGAGGAUUCGGCGGCGGCAACACUGGUUUUGGAGACGCAAGCACUGGAUUCGGAGGAUCCACAAACAAUGCUUUUGGAGGAGCCAACAAUGCAUUUGGGGGAGCCAGCAAUAACACUGGCGGGUUCAACUCGUUUGGUGGGGCUGCCACAGGAGGUGGAGGAGGAUUCGGAGCAUCGACUGGCCAGUCUGCUUUUGGCGCUGCGGCUGGACAAGGCGGCAGCGUCUUUGGACAAGGUCAGGCCAACACUGGCUUUGGUUCCAAUCAGACCAACACCGGUUUUGGCACUAGCCAGGCCAACAUCAACCCCAACAAGCCCGCGUUCUCCAGCUUCCGCUAA